CAGUCAGGAGCUGCUGGAGGAGGCCGAGCCCAUCCCGGGGUCGCUCCUGGCGGGCGCCCCUUGAGCAGAGCUGGUUUCCUUGCAGGCCAUGGCACAGCCAGUGACGCCGGAGGGGCCCCGAGUCUCCCACAUGUACAAGGUGGUGCUGCUGGGCAGCAUGUCCGUGGGCAAGUCCAGCCUGGCCUACAGAUACGUGAGGAACGACUUCAGGGAGCUGCUGCCCACCGUGGGAUGCUCCUUCUUCACACAGAUCCUGGAGCUGGACGAGGCCACUGUCAAGUUUGAGAUCUGGGACACGGCGGGCCAGGAGAAGUACCACAGUGUCUGUCACCUCUACUACAGGGAUGCCCACGCUGCCCUCAUCGUUUAUGACAUUGCCAACAAGGAAACGUUCAGCAGAGCAAAGCUGUGGCUGGAGGAGCUGGAGAAGAAAUUCCUGCCUGACGAAAUCGUGGUUGCUCUGGUGGGCAACAAGACAGACCUUGCUGCUGAGAGAGAGGUCACCACUGAGGAGGGGGAAGACUUUGCACGGACAAAAGGCCUCCUGUUCAUGGAGACAUCUGCAAAAUCCAACCACCAGGUGAACGAUGUCUUCAUGGCUGUAGUCCAAGAGCUCCUGAGGAGGGAGAAAGAGAAGGCACCCAGGCCAUCCCCACGUGGGAGCCCCACCGUGGACCUGAGGACGAGCGGCACGGGGACGAGGUGCUGCAGGAGCUGAGGAUGUGACACUGCACCCAGCCCACCUCCACAGGGGCACAGACAGAGCUCAGAGCUCUGGGACAGCUCGCAGGGGGGCUCAGAGCUGCAGGGACAGCUCAGCCUGGCCACCCUCCCUCUGAAAUCCCACCCAGAGCUCACCCUGGCCUGGUACAAGGGGCCUCUUCAACCCUUUAGCUCCAUCCUUAGCCGGGACAUAAAGCACAGGGGUUUCCUCCACCAAUUUGCAGGUUAAAGCACAAUCUGCCAGGAGCACUGCCACCAACCCUGAGUGGUGACAUCCCCCCACCCCUGGCUGUCACCUCCUCC
This is a messenger RNA of Melospiza melodia melodia, 1026 nucleotides long. RefSeq names its product RAB17, member RAS oncogene family (gene RAB17). Gene Ontology annotation, molecular function: GTPase activity; GTP binding. Lineage: Eukaryota; Metazoa; Chordata; Aves; Passeriformes; Passerellidae. The transcript is spliced from 5 exons. Gene Ontology annotation, cellular component: endosome; Golgi apparatus. Bases 89 to 718 code for a protein of 209 amino acids. The record is from RefSeq and is a predicted model, not a curated record.